This is a messenger RNA of Neoarius graeffei (lesser salmon catfish), 717 nucleotides long. RefSeq names its product class A basic helix-loop-helix protein 9. Gene Ontology annotation, biological process: regulation of transcription by RNA polymerase II; developmental process. Gene Ontology annotation, molecular function: protein dimerization activity; RNA polymerase II transcription regulatory region sequence-specific DNA binding; DNA-binding transcription factor activity, RNA polymerase II-specific. Bases 1 to 717 code for a protein of 238 amino acids. The record is from RefSeq and is a predicted model, not a curated record. NCBI's taxonomy places the organism in Eukaryota, Metazoa, Chordata, Actinopteri, Siluriformes, Ariidae. The transcript has a single exon.
AUGAGUUUGUCCGGCACCAGCACUGAGUCGGAGUUUUCCGAGGAUGAGCAGGAGGGCUGUGCGUCAGGCUUGGAGGUUUCAGACAGUCCCAGUGAAGAUCCUUUGAAUAAGUUCUCAACUGCCUCAGAAAGCGAUCUCAUGGAGAUCAGCGUUACGAAAAAGCGAAGACGGCCGGCUCGUUCCAAAGCCCGUAGGGUUGCCGCAAAUGUCCGAGAACGCAAGCGCAUCCUGGACUACAACCAAGCCUUCAAUGCAUUACGCGUGGUGCUCAAUCAUGACCUCAGUGGCAAACGUCUAUCCAAGAUCGCAACUCUGCGCCGGGCCAUCCAUCGCAUUUCAGAACUGUCUGCGCUCUUACACUCAAACUCACAAGAGGAACCAGAUGCACCAUCAUGCAUCCAUCCUGAGUGCAACAUGAGGCUGGAUGACACCCGACGUGAGGAACUGUCAGAGAACUGGUCAGACACCCAGCACCAAGCAAAGCUCCACAGACCUCCUCAGCAUUCUUCAUUGUUAUCUGGAGCUCUUGGAAAAACAUCUCCAUCAUCUCCUGCAUACACAUACUGCCCAGAUCGUCUGAGCCAUCCCUGCUAUCACCAAGGCCCUGAAUUUCAGUUCGGCUUUAAGCGCAUGGAAAUGUUUUCGGAUGCUCCAGCCACGCCUUUACCCUGGCAGUGGCAGUGCUCGGGAUUCCAGCAGUCUCUCAGUAUGCACUGA